This is a messenger RNA of Clarias gariepinus (North African catfish), 1961 nucleotides long. RefSeq names its product DET1 partner of COP1 E3 ubiquitin ligase (gene det1). Gene Ontology annotation, molecular function: ubiquitin-like ligase-substrate adaptor activity; ubiquitin protein ligase binding. The transcript is spliced from 6 exons. Bases 156 to 1811 code for a protein of 551 amino acids. Gene Ontology annotation, cellular component: nucleus; cullin-RING ubiquitin ligase complex. Lineage: Eukaryota; Metazoa; Chordata; Actinopteri; Siluriformes; Clariidae. Gene Ontology annotation, biological process: positive regulation of proteasomal ubiquitin-dependent protein catabolic process; protein ubiquitination. The record is from RefSeq and is a predicted model, not a curated record.
CCGGAAGCUCCUGAGGCGUUUCAGUGCUGUAGCUGAAAAAUAAACGAAUUUCUAAAAAGACACGAAAACAUAAACGGAAUAAAUAAAUAAAUCUGUUUUCUGACUGAACGAAUGCACCUCCAUCAGGAGCGCUAGGCGUUCCCUCUCUCUCUCUCAUGGCGUCUUCAGAAGACGAGUUCCCGACCCUGAAGCCGCGCCGCAUUCAGAACCAGAACGUGGUGCACAGGCUGGAGCUGCGGCGCAUCAGCUCGGGCCGACCCGGCGCUCACUGGUACCGCGUUCGCUGUUUCCACCAGAACCUCUUCCCCAACUUCACCGCCGUCAACGUUGAGAAGCCGCCGUGUUUCCUGCGGAAGUUCUCUCCGGACGGCCACUGCUUCGUCGCGUUCUCCUCGGACCAGACCUCGCUGGAGAUCUAUGGGUUCCGUGGCUGCCAGGCAGCCGAGGAUCUGCUCCAGGAGCACGACAGGGGCCGAGACGACGAGGUCCUGAGCGAGAACGUGCGAGCGCGUCUGUUCUCACGCUUUUUCUCGCUGCUUCACGUGACCAGCGUGGCGUCGAACGGCGAGCACCUGAACCGCGAGUGCAGCCUGUUCACGGACGACGGGCGCUACGUGAUCGUGGGCUCUGCGGCGUACCUGCCCGACGAGCCUCAACCGCACUUUUUUGAGGUUUAUCGCAAUAAUGAGGCGGUGACCCCCAACCCCCGCUCGCCGCUCGAGGACUACUCGCUCCACAUCGUCGACCUGCACACGGGACGCCUCUGUGACACGCGCGCCUUUAAGUGUGAUAAAAUCAUCCUCUCGCAUAAUCAGGGACUUUACCUGUACAGGAACAUUCUCGCCGUCCUCUCCGUCCAGCAGCAGACAAUCCACGUCUUUCAGGUGACGGCGGAGGGGACGUUCCUGGACGUGCGUACAAUCGGGCGGUUCUGUUAUGAGGACGACCUGUUGACGCUGUCGGCGGUGUACUCGGAGGCGCAGGCCGAGGGCCCGGCCGGGUUCUCGCGGCUCUAUAAGGAGAAGAGCAUCAGCUCUCUGAAGCACCGGCUGCUGGUGUUCCUGUGGAGACGAGCCGAGCGCGACGGCAGCGCCACCGCCAAGCGCCGCUUCUUCCAGUUCUUCGACCAGCUGCGGCAGCUGCGCAUGUGGAAAAUGCAGCUGCUGGAUGAGAAUCACCUGCUGAUCAAAUACACCAGCGAGGACGUGGUCACCCUGCGCGUCACCGACCCCUCACAGCCGUCCUUCUUCGUGGUCUAUAACAUGGUGAGCACGGAGGUGAUCGCGGUCUUUGAGAACACCUCGGACCAGCUGCUGGAGCUGUUUGAAAACUUCUGUGAUCUGUUCCGUAACGCCACGCUGCACAGUGAGGCUGUACAGUUCCCCUGCUCCGCCUCCAGCAACAACUACGCCCGGCAGGUCCAGCGCAGGUUUAAGGACACUAUAGUGAAUGCGAAGUACGGCGGUCACACGGAGGCGGUGCGGCGUUUGCUCGGGCAGCUUCCCAUCAGCGCUCAGUCGUACAGCAGCAGCCCGUACCUCGACCUCUCGCUCUUCAGCUAUGACGACAAGUGGGUCUCUGUAAUGGAGCGCCCCAAAACCUGUGGAGAUCACCCCAUACGGUUUUAUGCCCGAGACUCUGGCUUGUUGAAGUUUAAAAUCCAGGCCGGUCUCCUGGGUCGGCCGAUUAACCACACCGUGCGCCGCCUGGUCGCCUUCACCUUCCACCCGUUCGAACCGUUCGCCAUCUCGGUGCAGCGCACCAACGCAGAGUACGUCGUCAACUUCCACAUGCGCCACAGCUGCUCGUGAGAAAGCGCACAUCGUCUGUUUCAGAGAACACUAACGUCCAUGCUGUACUUUUACAAAUCAUUUUCUCUUUUUUUGUAUUAAAUCUCUAUUUAUUGUAAAUACAAUAUGACCACUUUAUUCCAUGAAAUUAUUUUUUUAUUGUAAAUAAAA